UCCCUACGCAACAUGGCCGCCUGAUGUCCUCACAAUCCCGUCCGCUUGAAACUCCACUCCACGUGGACCGCGCACACGUGUGUGCGUGUGUACCGUUUGCCGGCCUUCAUAGGCGCUCGCUAACAGCGCUUGCCCCUAACAGGACUAUCCAAAGUCGUCGGCAGGCCCUGAUGGCGGGGACGGUCGUGCCUGCAGAGGUGCUCGUGUGUGCCGGUGCGGACGAGUCGGCGCCCGGCGGCGGAGGCUGCGGGGCGUGGGACGCGCGAUCGGGCGCCUCGCUCGCCUCGUACCGCGGCGGCGGAGCGGCGGCGCGGACUCUGUGCCUCGCGGGGGGACGCCACUUGCUGGGCGCGCAGCGCGGCAAGAGCUACGUGAACGCGUGGGACGCGGGGCGCAAGCAGGAGCAGCUGCAGCAGAAGCUCGUGUGCCCGGGCCCCGUGUCGUGCCUCGCCGCCUCCCCGGACGGGCUGCACCUGGUGGCCGGCAUAGCGCAGACGCUCUACCUGUGGGAGAUGGGCGGGGGCUCCCUGCUCGCCGUGCUGUCGCGCCACUACCAGGACGUGUCGUGCGUCUGCUUCUCUGACGACGGAAGCCACUUCGUGUCGGGGGGCAGAGACAAUCUGGCGCUCGUGUGGAACGUGGGCAGUGUGGUGCAGGCAGGCAGUGCGGAGCCGCGCCACGUGUGGUCCCAGCACACGCUGCCCAUCACAGACUUGCAGUGUGGCGCCGGGGGGCCGCUGGCCCGCAUUGCCACCGCCUCUCUCGACCAGACCGUCAAGCUGUGGGAGCUGGCGUCAGGCCGCCUGCUGCUGUCGGUGCUGCUUUCCGUGGGGCUCACGGCGCUGGCGCUCGACCCGGCUGAGUACCACGUGUUCUGCGGUGGCGUGGACGGUGCCAUCUACCGCAUCAGCCUCUACAACACGAACCACGAGCGGACUCUGCGGGUGAACGAGGACGAUGAGGAGGCGGUGUUUCGAGGACACACCGGUGAGGUGCGCUGUCUGUGCGUCACCAUGGACGGGUCCCUGCUGGUGUCGGGCUCCCAGGACCACAAGGUGUGCGUGUGGGACGUGGCGAGCCGACAGUGCCUCCGCACUAUUACCAUGAAGGGCCCAGUAACCAAUGCGCUGCUCGUGCCGCCGCUGCCGGGCCUCGUGGACAGCGAGCCGAGGCCGGCGCUCACUCUGCCUCGGCUGGCGCGGCAUCUGGCGGGUGCCAGCGAUGACGGUGCUGGGGAGAGCGGCGCCGUAACCGUGAGGUCGGCGAGGUCGCGACACAUGGGAGCGCAGGAACACACGCUGCUGCAGGAACUGAGCGAGCUGCGCGGUGCCAUGCAACAUGGAAUCGAGACGGAUGGGCUGACAGAUCCCGAGGGUCGGCGCCUUCUCGCCUCGGAGCUGCAGGAGGAGGUGCACCGCCUGCGCGCAGCCAACACCGACCUCUACAAAUUCGCCAGCACCCAACUCCACCCAAUCUGACAGUGCUGCAACCAGUACCCACCCACAAUGCCUCGCGUGCUCCACCCCGUAACCACUGCCGGCCUGAUGCGGCCGUCGGUCCUUCGAUCAGCUUUUUUUUUACGUGAAACUGUGACGGCUUUGCAUCGGGGGCUCAUUGUCACAGCCGUGUCCCCAUGCGGCUCUGCCGCCGCUCGGAGCUGUGGGAACGAGCGCCUCUCUCGUGCUACGCGCGAGGCCUCUGUGAGGAAGGCGAUGGAGUGAGGGACCGAGGUGAACUGUGAAUCUCCCCGCGCGAUUGCAAAGUGUGGAGGUGUCAUUUGUUUUUGAGCAGCAUUUGCACAUCGCCGGGACUCGAUUUUCUCAAAGCGUUUUUUAAAUCGUUUACAUUCUUAAGAGUUCUGUAAGUGUCUGUUUGCACCAUAUGCCAAGGAUUUCAAAAUUAAAGCCUGGAAGCUGCUGUG
Messenger RNA from Lethenteron reissneri (Far Eastern brook lamprey), 1921 nucleotides. RefSeq names its product WD repeat domain 18 (gene WDR18). Gene Ontology annotation, biological process: DNA-templated DNA replication; rRNA processing. Gene Ontology annotation, molecular function: protein binding. Gene Ontology annotation, cellular component: rixosome complex; nuclear pre-replicative complex. The record is from RefSeq and is a predicted model, not a curated record. NCBI's taxonomy places the organism in Eukaryota, Metazoa, Chordata, Hyperoartia, Petromyzontiformes, Petromyzontidae.